GUUAGAAGGAAAUGAGAGCAAACUUAAGCACUGCUUCUGAGACUCUUUCUCCUCUUGGUUUCCUCCUGCCAGAAGUCUUCCCGCAACAGAUGGAAGGAGUCAAACUCAUUGUAAACAAAUCCUUCAGUAGCCAUUUUCAGGUGACCCACACUAUCCAUAUGAGCACAAUUGGCCAGUCGAGUUACCACUUCAGUGCAACGUAUGUCGGGGACCAGCAGCUAGGCCCAACGGAGACCUUUCCAACACUCGUCGGGGAUAUUAACAACACUGGGAGCCUCAAUGCUCAAGUGCUCUACCUUCUCGCAGAGCAGAUCCGAACCAAGGCUGUGUUCCAGACUCAGCAGUCCAAAUUUGUGACGUGGCAGUUUGAUACGGAAUACCGCGGAGACGACUACACGGCCACCUUGACGCUGGGAAACCCCAACUUGAUCAGCGAGUCAAUUAUUGUAGUUGCGCACUUCCUGCAGAGCGUCACAUCACGGCUGGUCCUGGGAGGCGAAAUGGUCUACCACCGGCGACUGGGAGAAGAGGGAGCCAUUGUCACCUUGGCUGGGAAAUACACAGCUCUCAAAUGGAUAGCCACCCUUAACCUUGGCUACGGUGGGGCCCACGCCAGCUACUACCAUCGGGCCAAUGACCAGAUCCAGGUUGGGGUGGAAUUUGAGGCAAACACUCGACUGCAGGACACGAGUUUUGCCUUUGGUUAUCAGCUCACACUGCCCAAGACCAACAUGGUUUUCAGAGGCUUCCUGGACAGUAGCUGGUGUGUGGGGGCCAUCCUGGAGAAGAAGCUGCCCCCGCUGCCCGUCACUUUGGCCUUGGGUGCCUUCCUCAACCACUGGAAACACCGGUUCCAUUGCGGUUUCAGCAUCAUCGUGGGCUGAUGAGCGCUUUGGGAGCUUGCCUCGUCCAGGAGGGAGACCUUGGGAUUAAAUGUCGGUGGCACUUCUGGGUGGAAGGGGCCCGGCUGCAUGUGUGUACAUGUGUGCGGGCGCAUUGGGGCCGUGCGCCCCCAAAGUGUUCAGCAGCCGAGCGGUGGCGAUUUGAGGCCCGCUGUACCUUGUGUCUGAGAGUGUUUCCUUGCUGCAUCCUUGCCUUAAGGAGGCUCAGCAAUCCCCUCCCUUUAUUUUUCUUGGUAUUGACGUCGGAGGAUACCCGUUGCCCCCCAAACAUGUCUGUGGAUCAUGUCUCAGGCAUUCACUCCACAUCAGGGAUUGUGAAGCAGGUUGUAAUGGCCCCCGUCACAGAGGAAUGGAUGCCUUUGUUUCCUAGGGAGCCGCUGACCGCAGUAUUUCUGCAUGGGUUUGGGAAUCACUGUUGUUAUUGCCCCGGUUCUGUAUCAGAUUUGAAAUUCAGAGCCAUGGUGAAUGGGGAGCACUGGGACACAUGGCUUUCCAACAAUGACGAUGAAGGCAAGGGCUGCGGCAACUUGGAAUUCCAUUAAAAUCAUGCAGCGGAGGGAUCAUUGCCUCCUCGAAAAGAAAAAUGUCUCAUUUGUCAUCAUUGGGAAUUCUCUUUCUUGGCAUGUAAUUGGCUGCUGCGUAAAAGAUAAAGGUAAAGGUGACAUUCA
Anolis sagrei ordinatus is the source of this 1570-nucleotide messenger RNA. The record is from RefSeq and is a predicted model, not a curated record. Lineage: Eukaryota; Metazoa; Chordata; Lepidosauria; Squamata; Anolidae.